CGUGUUUAAAAAUGUUGAAAAUGUUAGUGACUCUAUUAAUUUUGUCACUAUCUUCAACUAUUACAAGCAGCUUAAAUGCUUGUGAAAAUUGUAUUCCCAUAACACAUUGUGUGAGCGCAUCACAAUUAGUAGCUCGUGAUAGGAGUGAAAAAACAGGACAGAUUUUAAGAAAAAAUAUAUGCGGAUUCGAUUCAAGAGUAUCACUACCUAAGAUUUGUUGCAAUAAUAUCAAUCAAUCAAUAGAUAAUCAAGAAACCGGAGAGGGAACAACAAGCAAACUAUCUAAUCAUCACAAUGUUAACCUUUUACCGACGCAGUGCGGUCAUAUAGUAACGCAAAGACUGCUAGGUGGAUACCGCGUGUGGGAUAAUGAGUUUCCUUGGGUCGUUCGUAUCGCGUACAGAAACAGAGACUCGAAUGCAUUCCAAUGCAUGGGAACCCUCAUUAAUUCACGGUACGUAUUGACCACAGCUGAUUGUCUCAUCGGCAGGCGUAUUCUCGGCGUACGAGUCGGUGGUCGUAUUCAAAGCCCAGAAUGUACAAAUAUUUGCGAAAGUGACGUUCAGGAUAUAGGGGUAUCAGAACAGAUCACUCAUCCAGAGUAUACAAGCAGUUCAAGAACAUUAAACAAUAUUGGUCUUUUACGUCUUCGAAACCCAGUGGACUUAUCGAAAGAAAACGCUGGUGUAAUUUGCUUACCAGUUACGGAUGAACACAGACUUAAGAAUGUUACGGGUUCCACUGGUGCAGUAUCGUAUUGGGACGAAAAUGGAAGUGAACUCCAAUUCAGAUAUCAUGCAACAAUUUCUACUACCGAAGAAUGUGAUCUCUAUGUAAAUAAGAAUAGAAACUAUCGAAGAGAUUUGGCAAAGAACAGCAUAUGUACAGUAAUAGUUAAUAACCACCGCUGCGAGUCCGUCCCUGGAGCGCCUCUGAUGCUUAUAGGUUCAGAUCCCGACUCUUAUAGUUACUAUCAAUAUGGUAUUUUGAACACAGCGAAGUCUGAAUGCGGCCCAGAAAUCUAUACAGAUGUUCGAAAAUAUAUGACGUGGAUAUUGGACACGAUCAAGUCUUAGACCAGAGUUCCCCAAACUUUUUGUGUCGUAGACCCCUUGCCAUGUCUUUCCGUGUUGGGUAGACCCCUACUUACCUACCUGAUAUUCAUUUCCUGGAAAUUUCUAACUGUAGUGAAGUUUAGGGUGGGUUGCAUCAUAUCGCCGGUUAUCGUAAAAGUUAUAGUUAUAGUUAAUAGGGUUACAAGUGCAAAAACAUAUUUUCACAGAGGUU
This is a messenger RNA of Papilio polytes (common Mormon), 1287 nucleotides long. Its product is annotated as serine protease easter-like. Lineage: Eukaryota; Metazoa; Arthropoda; Insecta; Lepidoptera; Papilionidae. The transcript has 7 exons. The record is from RefSeq and is a predicted model, not a curated record. Bases 12 to 1076 code for a protein of 354 amino acids. Gene Ontology annotation, molecular function: serine-type endopeptidase activity. Gene Ontology annotation, biological process: proteolysis.